Aspergillus niger is the source of this 333-nucleotide messenger RNA. RefSeq lists its product as hypothetical. The transcript has a single exon. Lineage: Eukaryota; Fungi; Ascomycota; Eurotiomycetes; Eurotiales; Aspergillaceae. Bases 1 to 333 code for a protein of 110 amino acids. The record is from RefSeq and is a predicted model, not a curated record.
AUGUGUGAAGUGACAUCAUCUGGUGACGAAGUACUAGUAGCAGACCCUGAGAUCGGAGCUGGAGCAGUAUUUAUCCACUCGGUGAUAAAGCCUAUGGAGACCGGCGGAGUGCCGGGUGAUUGCCUGGCUACGGUGCAAAAUUUCAAUCAAUGCGAGCCAAAAAUAGGUGGACAAGUCCCAUCCUCGCACGGGUGGCUGGUUAUUGAGGGGCCACGGGCGACGCUCCGUUGCUGUGGCAGGGGAUCGCAGUGGACCCGGCGCUGCCUGAACAACCUAAAGAUGCAGCAUCCAUCACCCACACUUUCCGGUGUCCAAACCGGCUUGCUCGAGUGA